AUGACUGCUGUCGUAGCCGGAACUGGUCAAAACCCCCAUCCACUCCUCGAUAACAAUGAGGAAAAGAAUAGGUAUGUCGUACGAUCUAUAUCUUGGUUAUCCGCGUCAUCUGGCCGCGUCUUGAUUGUAACCGAGCGCUUUGCUGAUGCGUUUCGCCCACGCGUUUCCAGUGUUGUCGUCAAAGUUGGAAUGGUUGGGGACUCUCAGAUAGGGAAAACUAGCUUGAUGGUGAAGUACGUCGAAGGGAGCUUUGACGAAGAUUAUAUUCAGACGCUGGGCGUCAAUUUCAUGGAAAAGACCAUCUCCGUGCGACGAACCACGAUCACCUUUUCCAUAUGGGAUCUUGGAGGUCAAAGAGAGUUUGUCAACAUGCUACCAUUGGUGUGCAAUGAUGCCGUCGCGAUCUUGUUCAUGUUUGAUCUCAGCCGCAAAUCGACACUUAACUCUGUCAAGGAGUGGUAUCGCCAAGCGCGGGGCUUCAACAAG
Acaulospora colombiana is the source of this 486-nucleotide messenger RNA. The record is from the annotation of a GenBank genome assembly. Lineage: Eukaryota; Fungi; Glomeromycota; Glomeromycetes; Diversisporales; Acaulosporaceae.